GAAGAGCAAUGAAGAGGCGCUAAAGGAUAGGAGGAGGGUGACAGGUCUACUCAGCGUGACGGAGCCCAGCCUGCUACAGUUCUACGUCUCCAGACAGUGGCUCAACAAGUUCAAGACCUUCGCUGAGCCUGGACCCAUCUCCAAUGACAACUUCCUCUGUUCACACGGAGGCGUGCCGCCUGCCAAGGCAGCGUUCAUGGAUGAUCUGGUCGUGAUGCUGCCUCAGAACGCGUGGGACCACCUCUACAGCAGGUACGGAGGCGGGCCUGCUGUCAACCACCUGUAUGUGUGUCACACUUGUCAGACAGAGAUUGAGAAGCUGGAAAAGAGACGCAGGACAGAGCUGGACAUGUUUGUCCGGCUGAACAAGGCGUUCCAAGAGGAGGAGUCUCCACUGAUCAUCUACUGCAUCAGCAUGCAGUGGUUCAGAGAGUGGGAGGGCUUCGUCAAGGGAAAGGACAAUGAUCCACCGGGACCAAUCGAUAACUCCAAGAUCGCGAUCAACAAGAACGGCCAUCUAACACUCAGACAAGGAGCUGACUCGGGACAGAUCUCUGAGGAGACGUGGAACUUCCUCCACUCCAUCCACGGAGGAGGUCCGCUCGUAACAGUCCGGCCCAACGUCUCUCACACCAACGCAUCUCACCCCGAACUAGAGGCCUCCUCGCAGUCUAAGGAGAAGAUAUAGGUGGAGACGUGCUACGUUUAAAUCUACCUACAUCACAACCUCUUCACAGGAAACUACCUACCUACGGUACCUACCCCCUAACAGGAAACUACCUACCUACAUACCAACCUCUUCACAGGAAACUACCUACCUACGGUACCUACCCCCUAACAGGAAACUACCUACCUACUGUACCUACCCCCUAACAGGAAACUACCUACCUACCCCCAAACAGGAAACAACCUACCAACGGUACCAACCCCCUAACAGGAAACUACCUACCUACGGUACCUACCCACCAACAGGAAACUACCUACCUACGGUACCUACCCACCAACAGGAAACUACCUACCUACGGUACCUACCCACCAACAGGAAACUACCUACCUACCAACCCCCCUAACAGGAAACUACCUACCAACGGUACCUACCCCCUAACAGGAAACUACCUACCUACCCCCCAACAGGAAACUACCUACCUACCUACCAACCCCCCU
Messenger RNA from Salvelinus namaycush (lake trout), 1164 nucleotides. RefSeq names its product ubiquitin carboxyl-terminal hydrolase 33-like. The transcript is spliced from 6 exons. The annotation marks the transcript as partial. Gene Ontology annotation, molecular function: cysteine-type deubiquitinase activity. Lineage: Eukaryota; Metazoa; Chordata; Actinopteri; Salmoniformes; Salmonidae. The record is from RefSeq and is a predicted model, not a curated record.